GCUGCGGGAGCGGGAGCGCGCCCGGGCGGCUCCGUAAAAAAAAAAAAAAAGCAGCAGUGAUCUCGGUGUGACAGCUCAGAGCUGUCCACGUCAACACAGCGAGCAGCGAGCACGGCGGCGGCAGCGAUGGACUCCACGUCUCUGGAACCUUCCCUCUACACAGUGAAAGCUGUUUUCAUCCUUGACAAUGAUGGCAACAGACUUCUGUCAAAGUACUAUGACCGUGAGCUUUACCCCUCCAUGAAGGAACAGAAAAACUUUGAGAAGAAUGUCUUCAACAAGACACACAAAGCAGACAAUGAGAUAGCUUUCUUGGAAGGGAUGACCAUUGUCUAUAAAGGCAGUAUAGAUCUCUUCUUCUACGUGGUGGGAAGUGCUCAGGAGAACGAGCUGAUGCUGAUGUCGGUACUGAACUGCCUGUUUGAGUCUCUCAGUCAGAUCCUCAGGAAAAAUGUGGAGCGUAGGUGUUUACUGGACAACAUGGAAGGAGUGUUCCUGGUUGUGGAUGAAAUCAUUGAUGGAGGGGUGAUUCUGGAGAGUGACCCCCAGCAGGUCCUACAGAAGGUUAACUACAGGGCGGAUGAAAAUCCAUUAUCUGAACAAAGCGUGGCCCAGCACAUAACAGAGAAACUGGCUCUCACCACUAACGUAAGUCUCUGCUAACGUCACAAAAGCCCUACACUGCACUACAAAGCUUAUUCUAUUGUAACACUGCAUACUGCACGCUGCCACACCAGCCUACUCUUCCAUAACACUGAAAAAAAGGUUCACUGGGUCAAAAACGAAAUGUUGGUAAUGGUUAAAGUAGAGAAUCAGUAGCUCUUAAAGGCUAAGGUAAGUAGUCGAGUAAAAAUGAAACAACUACUGUCCAGCUUUGUGUUAAUCAGAGUCCGUGGUGUUAAAUAUAUAUUCAUUUAUUUAUUUAUUUAGUUAUUUAAUCAUGGAUAAACCAACGUGUUUCGAGGGUUUUCAUUAGGGUACCUCCACCCACUCGGAUGAAUGGAUUUAUUUUAUUUAUUUAUGAUUGAAUAAAGGAUUUUUAUAUUUAUAAUCAGUGCCUCAGAUUGUUUUGAGACUGCCAACCAACACCAUGGGCUUAUAAUAACACCAGGCUGGAUAGUCAGUGUUCUUUUAUUCAAUACUGGACCUCUGGAAGUUUUAGAACUUUUUAAAGGUCGGGGAAAUUGAUUUAGAAUUUAAUUUCGUCCAUGUUUAUGUAGGCACAUAUCACACAAAACGAGAUAACGAGGGAUUUGUAUCCUUAUUUAUAUUACCUAAUUUUCUAAUUUAAACAAUAGCUUGAAAUUUGCCAGUUUGGACAUCAGGACCCCAAGGUUGAGAGAAGGUUGUGAAUCUCUGCUAGACUAAAACACAGUGUCUCCUUAGGGACCGUGUAAUCUGUUGUAUCGUAUUGUAUCAUAUACCAUAAUGCUACAGUCUCAGUGCUGUCUAUAUGCAAGGUUUUUCAUCUGGGCAGGGGGAUUACAUAUACUUACACAUCUCUUACUAUUUUAGGUAUCAGUGUACACCUUCCAUAGCAAGGCAGCAGCCUCGCAUGUUAGUCUUUCAUGUAAUCUGUGGUGUUUAUUGAGGACAGUCUUUUGUUCCCUGACUUUAGUCUUGAAGGCAGUGCCUCUUCCCUAAAAUUUCACCACACCUUUAUAGAAGCACUAGCCAAAUUGGGAAAAAAAAUGUCCAUUCAUUAAGAUGUAUGCAGGGGUAUGAAAUGAAUGAGUAUAAAUACUAGUAGAUGAUCAAGAGUACACGGCUACAUUUAUGACACAUACAGACCGAGGCACAUUAUUAAAUCUUGUCAACAAGAAUAAAAACUAGGGGGUUGUUGAUCAGAGGUGGAUUCAGAUCCUAAAAGUAAGUAAAGUAGCAAUGCUGCAAAAUAUACUCCAUUACAAGUUAAGUCCUGCACUAAAAAUUUCAUUUUGCUAAAAGUAUGUAUUAUUAUUAGACAUUCUGUCAAAAUAGACUCAAAAUGACUAAUUGAUUAUCAAACUAGGCAAAUAAUGUUUUAGUUGAUAAGUCGAUUAAUACUGUUAUAUCUAAUUGAAUUAUUAUUAUUAUUAUUAUUAUUAUUACAUUAGUGUGUAUGUGGCAUUUAAUUGUUGAAGUUCAGUUUUCUGAAAUAAAUUCAAAAUCAAGGUCCAUCCUCACUAAAUGCAUAGUUCACAGAGGUAAAAGCUAUGCUACUGUACAGUACAGUAUACAGUAGUAUAACAACAAUUACAUAGAACUGCCUAACACUUCAACAUAUAAAGUUGUAACAAAUGCCUCCAUAUGUAGAGUAUGCACACUGUAGCAAGCAAUACGUUACACUACAACACUGUAUAAACCUGUUAUAUAGAUGAAAGCAGCAGUAGAACACUGUAAGGGCCGGAUGUGACUGCAUUUCCCAGGAUCCCACACUGCAGUGAAUGUUACCUUAGUUCCAUGUGCCCCCUGCUGUUAAAUAUGAGGAACAACAAGUCUAGAUGAGGAGGACACAAACAGUGGAAGCUUGUUCACCAAAAGACUGAGAGGAACAGAGAAAAAGUACAAAUAGUCCCAAAAACUCCACAAGGCUCUUCAGCUACAGGGAGUCUUCGUCAUGUGGCAGAUUUUAGUAACGUUUCCUCACUGACCAUUGGCUUUUUUUCCUUUCAAAAGUCUAUUCAUCUUGUAUUUUACCUGAAUCUUGAUAUCCCUGCUCACACCAGAACACACUUGUCUUAUAUUUAACCCAGUGUGAGAACCACUGGUUCUGAAAAAAAAGAUGAAACUUUAUUUAACUCAGGCUACUAAGAUAAAAGAAUUCAGCAGUUAAAAGUGGAAAAAUAGAUUUUAGAUUUUAAUGAGCAUCUUUAAUUAAUAGUUCCUUUCAACAUUUCACAAUAAUUAAUAGUAAUUUAAUAGUAAGUAAUAGUAGUAGUAGUAAAACAUAGUAAUCAAUUACAGCGCAUGUAGGCCUGUGUUUUAUGGUAUGUGAUACAAGGAACAUUUUCAGGCGAUAAAUAUCCCUGUUGUCAGCACUCGAAAUUAAGAAUGUCCUCGUUGUCCUGGGGUUAAUAAAAAUUGCACCUGGGACACAAACAUACAGUGUCUGAGACAAUUCUGGGACAGUAGAGAAAGUUGUUAUUACAAAUGAAAUGGUUACUUUUAUACAUCAUGGAAUACAUGUCAUUUGAAUUGUCUGAAAAAUGUGAGGUAGCACAAGCUCUAGGCUACGUCACACGCACGCUUACACACACAAAAUCAGAGAGUGUUGCCAAUGUGGUGACUUUAGUGACUUUUAACUAUUUGGAACUAGUUUGUUAAGUCCUAACCCUGCCUGUUGUUAAUGAUGAUAUGUACGGUUCAUGAGUUAUAUAAUGCACUGGUGUCCCCCUGAGCACACUUGUAUUUGUGACAGUUCAAUGUGUGUGCAGUACAGACUCCAUUCACUGUUCCACACUGACCAACUGUACAAUACUGCCCUACCAAGCAAAACCGCAGUAACUACGAUUUUGGUCAAAAUUGAGUUAUGACUGAAAAUGAACUUUUACAUGCCUGUUUUAUCUUGUGACAAAUUUUCAAAGUUUAGUCUUGCUCCAUCUUAGAGAAAACGUGAUGUAAAAAUUGUAGUAACUACAAAAUCCAACCUAAAACCAAAACUUUAAAGCCAUUUCUCUCAGUUUCACUGUUAGCGUAGUUACUGCGGUUAUGCUUUGUAGGGCAGAAUACAUAAGGUCAUUAUGAUGACAUGCACAGUUCAUGAGUUAUUAUGAGUUAUGUAAUGUAUUCUAACCUAUGGAGGAGGCCCAUUGAACCCCACAGUGUAACUCAGCUCCUGUAUAAAGUACAAACUCUUUUAUAGUUAUGCACUAUAGAGCAGUGGUUCCCAACCUUUUUCCUGACGCAACUCCUUUUCUAUUAACUGACUAAGUCACAUAUUUUAUGGAUAUUUCAUUUUACAUUAGAUUUAUAACACUAACAGCACAGAACAACUGAUAAACUGUACAAUGAACACAAAUAUUGAAUACAAUAGCUGCAGGAGAUUUGUGUAAAACAAGUGAAUUGGAUGAAUUUGGAUUAUUUCCUGUGGCUAUUGCAUUAAAGAAGAGUUUUCCUGAUAUUUUUAAGAACUUAUAAAGUAAUUCUCUGUCUGUGUUAUGUCUAUUUCAUUUCUACCAAUGAUACAUAAUAGACCUUUUUUUGGAAAAAUGUAGUAUUUUCUUCCCCUGAUGCUUGACCAUUGUUCUAUUAGCCAUUUGGCUGUUUAAACUCUACUUUACUAAUGCAGGACAAAGCUGUUUAUCAAAGAGUGCAGACUCUGUGAAUAUAGCGUUUGCUCAGGUCUUCAAAGUUUAGGUCUUAAAUAAACAUCUAAACUUGAAAAACUAAAAAGAAUAAUUUCAUUUAGUUUUUCUGCCUGUGCACAAGUGUUUUGAUGCCCGGUACUUAUAUUAACAUAAGCACAACAAUCAGACGUAUUUGUUUAAAAAUGCUUCUGUAGAUUAUAGUUUACUGUAUUAUACUUCAUAUUUAAUGGUGUUUUCUUCAUGAUAUUACACUACAUUUAGCUACAUAUGUAUUUUUCUUCUAUUAAUACAUAUUCUGAUUAUUUCUGUCUGUU
Messenger RNA from Morone saxatilis (striped sea-bass), 4603 nucleotides. RefSeq names its product COPI coat complex subunit zeta 2 (gene copz2). NCBI's taxonomy places the organism in Eukaryota, Metazoa, Chordata, Actinopteri, Moronidae. The transcript is spliced from 9 exons. The record is from RefSeq and is a predicted model, not a curated record. Bases 127 to 663 code for a protein of 178 amino acids. Gene Ontology annotation, cellular component: COPI vesicle coat. Gene Ontology annotation, biological process: retrograde vesicle-mediated transport, Golgi to endoplasmic reticulum; intracellular protein transport; intra-Golgi vesicle-mediated transport.